AUGGAAGAGAAGAACACGCGCGGUAUUUUGAAAGAGCACAUGAUUUUCCAGAAAACUCAUACUACUAGUCUCGCAGAUGUCAGAACUCUCAAUAUGUGGGGAUUUGAACUUACAGAUGUUUCAAUUGUUGAGAAAAUGCCCAACGUAGAGACUAUUUCUCUUUCAUUAAACCAGAUCACAACAUUAAAACCAUUCGGAAAUUGCUAUAGUUUAAAGAAUUUAUAUCUUAGACAAAACCAAAUUUCAGAUCUUUCUGAAAUCAAUUACUUAGCAAGACUUCCAAAUCUCAGAGCUUUAAUGCUUCGUGAUAAUCCGGUUUCGGAAUUGCCAAAUUAUCGUCAAUAUGUCGCUAAAACACUUCCAAGAUUAGAAAAACUCGAUGAUAUUGAUAUUUCUUCAUCAGAUGCAUCAUACAAUCCAGGACCUAUGCUAAAUAUUCCACAGAACGCAUUCCAACAACAACAGCAACCACCACAACAACAAAGAAAUUUACAGAUGAAUCCACCAAAUUCUGGCCGCAGAAUCAACUCAUCGCGCAUGCAUAAUGAAGAAAGGCAAGAAACUUGGCAAGAUCCGCAGAUUCCUCCAAGAGAAAUACAUAAUCAUCAUCAAAAUCAGCCGCCACCUCGUCAAAUGCAACCUAGAGCUAUGAUGGCUCCUGGAUCUGCGGAUGACGCGAUGCUUGCAGCAGUUUUAGCUCUUAUACCAGAAUUAUCUGAUGAUUCUAUCCAAAUCGUCCUUGAUGCGAUUAGAAACCGUCAUACAUAA
Molecule: messenger RNA, 768 nt
Organism: Trichomonas vaginalis G3
Lineage: Eukaryota; Parabasalia; Trichomonadida; Trichomonadidae
Exons: 1
Coding region: 1-768 (255 amino acids)
Molecular function (GO): protein binding
Source: RefSeq, a predicted model, not a curated record